AUGGAAUACAUAAUCAUCAUGCCUCUCGAAAGAGAGUUCUCCCCUACGCCUCCUUUCUCUGCUGGUGGAGGCCGUGUACUUACGAUUUGGAUGGAUGGCUUUGCCUCAUUCUAUGGUCCAAACUGUGGUGGUGAAGACAGGCCUCCCCGUCGAAACCUACAUAAUUUUCUCUCUCAAGCUUCUGAUGGGGGAGGUAAAGGUGAUCUAGUGUUUGACCGGCUCUACAGAGGUAUGGUCGUGGGUGACACGAAUGGCGGCGCUUGGUGUCUGAGGCCGUUGGAGAUACUGGGUUUUCCGUUUGAUGGUGGCGCUCUCUGGCAUGGCUGGGAUCGGUCGAUUCUUAUGGAGGACAAAGGGACCGAUGGUGUUCUUGAUUUUUCUUUGCCGGCAGAGGAUGUCAGGCUGGAAUUUGGUUUUGAGUAUGGUGGUAGGACUCGUUAUCCUCUGCUGGAAUUGGGUCCAUUCCUAUCCGGGCUGCUUGCUGAUUAUGGCCCUUCUGAGGAUAGAAUACGAAGAGAAGACUUGGCUCAUCCUAAUCUCCAACAAGCACUCACAAUGCAAGACACUUUUCUCAGAGAUAAAGAUCAUGCUCAGAUUGCUGAUCAUGUUGUACACUACUUUGAGGCAGCCUUUACUAAGGAUUGUAAUAUUAUUGACACUGGUCUGGUGAAUAGAGUAAUUCCUAAUUUGGUUACAGCCUUGGAGAACGCAGCUUUAUCCGUUAUCCCUUCUUCAGAUGAAAUUCACAUGACAGUUAACUCAAUGGAUGAUUAUAGUGCACCGGGUCCAGAUGGGAACAGUGGUUGUUUUUUCAAGCAAUGCUGGAGCGUAGUUGGUUCUGAGGUAGUACAAGCCGUUCAACACUUUUUUAUAAGCGGAACCAUUAUUCCCCACUUUAAUUCUAUUGUGGUAAUCUUAAUUCCAAAGAAGCAAGAAGCUGACCGUAUUGCGGAUUUCAGGCCCAUUGCUUUGGCAAAUUUUGUAUUCAAAAUUAUCACAAAAAUUAUUGCUACUCGUCUCAGUCCUAUUGUUGCUAGAAUUGUUUCUCCGAAUCAAAGUGCAUUCAUCACAGGGAGGUCUGUGGCGGAUCCAAUUAUAUUGACAUCAGAAUGCAUAAAUCUCUUGGACAUCAAGUGUAAGAGCGGUAACAUUGCUUUAAAGCUGGAUAUCAGUAAAGCUUUCGACACUCUAGACUGGGAUUUUUUGCUUAGAGUUCUCAAGGCAUUUGGUUUCUCAGCUGUUUUCAUUAACUGGAUUGAGUGCAUUCUAAAAUCAGCUUACCUGGCAGUCUUGGUUAAUGGGCAAUCAUGUGGCUUCUUCACUUGCUCUAGGGGCAUAAGACAAGGGGAUCCCCUCUCCCCAAUCUUAUUUUGUCUCGCGGAGGAAGUGUUGAGCCGUGGUCUGAGUAAUCUGGUUGACAGGGGCGUUUGGACAGAUUGGCCUGCCCAGGCUAGUUCAAGGGGUAUUCGAAGGUUGAUGCGUUUCUUAAAUGAGUAUGCCUGCAACUCUGGUCAGGCAGUUAAUAAAGCAAAAUCUUUGGUGUUUCUUGGUAAAUAUGCCCGCCCAAGAGAGGUUAUAAUUAAGCGUCUACUUGGGUUUCGGGAAGGAUCUUUGCCUUUCACUUAUCUGGGAGUACCAGUUUUUCAAGGCCGUCCAAAGGCAAUAUAUUUUAGAGCUAUAGCCGACAAAGUCAAAUGCAAGCUUUCUUCUUGGAAAGGACUACAGCUCUCUCAAGCAGCCAGACUGCAACUUAUAUCUGCAACAAUCCAAAGUUUAUUAAUUUACUGCUUUCAGGUGUAUGAGUGGCCAAGAUCCUUGCUCCUUAAAGUUCAAAGCUGGACACGAAAUUUCUUCUGGACUGGUGACCCUUUGAAAACAAGUUCAAAUCUUAUUGCUUGGUCACUUUGCUGCACUCCUAAAGACCAGGGAGGCCUAGGGUUGAAAGAUCUGUUCCACUUGAAUAAAUCUCUUUUAUUAAAACGUGGUUGGGAGGUAGUGAUGGGAGUCUCUCCUUCUGCUAGCUUUCUUCAAGCGAGGUUCUUGAGAUCAGGCUUGCGUCCGUGCUCUUACUAUAAAAAAACUUAUGUUUGGACUGGAUUGAAGAAACUAUGGCCAUCUAUUCUUUCCAAUGUGCGCUGGAUAAUUGGUGAUGGUGAAAGUGUCUCCUUCUGGAGGGACAAUUGGUUGGGCAUUCCACUGAAUACAAUGUAUGCUAUUGAGCCGGAGUUGGCUCCAUUUCUCCAGGAUCAAGUAAGUAAAUUUAUCUUUGAUAAGCAGUGGGUUUUACCACCUCUUUUUUCCUCUACUUUCCCAGAUGUGGCUGAUCAAAUUCUUGGUAUUGAGUUUCCUAUGGAGGCAAUGCAAGUUAUACACUUGGCAGAUUUAUUUGCCUCAGACCUACUAAAUAGCUUAUCUGCAGCGUCAAAGCUUUUGUGGAGGAUGGAAAUUUGUAAUUUGCUUUGGUUAACUUGGACUGAGCGCAACAGCCUUAGGAAUAGUUGCAGAACCUUUUGCACCGGACGCUUCUCCCAUCGCUUUCUUCUCUGUCUGAAGGACUCUGCGCAGCUGGUUUUCAAAGCUUACCCACAUUCUGUUAGCACCAUUCCAAUCUUCAACCUACUAGGCCUUUCACCAUUAUUGUGUAGAGCCCCUUGCUUCAAGCCUGUAACUUGGCAGCCGCCGCCUGACCACUGGUUAAAAGUGAAUACUGAUGGAUCCUUUAGAGGCUCUAAUAUGGCUGGGUUUGGAGGGAUUUUUCGUGAUGCAGAGGGAAAUUUUGUUGGGGACUUUGCAGCAAGAGCUGAGGUUCCUAGUGCCAUUGAUGCAGAGAUUUUGGCUGUCAUUGAGGCUAUUCAGGUAGCUUGGGUUCGUCGUUGGACCCAUAUCUGGUUGGAGACGGACUCCACCCUAGUAAUUACAUAUUUCAAAAACCCCAACCUUAUUCCUUGGAGGCUCAGAACUCGUUGGUUUAAUUGUGUACUCAAGUCUCGGCAAAUGACUUUCCAUGUAUCACACAUCUUUAGGGAAGGGAACAAAGUAGCAGACAAGCUGGCUAAUUAUGGUGCUUUGCAUGAUGGAGCGGUAUGGUGGAUUGUCCUCCCGUCCAUUAUUACUUCUGAAUUUGGUCAUGAUUACUCUUCACGUACUAGUUAUCGGUUUUCUUAG
Rosa rugosa (rugosa rose) is the source of this 3165-nucleotide messenger RNA. RefSeq lists its product as uncharacterized. The record is from RefSeq and is a predicted model, not a curated record. NCBI's taxonomy places the organism in Eukaryota, Viridiplantae, Streptophyta, Magnoliopsida, Rosales, Rosaceae. Gene Ontology annotation, molecular function: nucleic acid binding; RNA-DNA hybrid ribonuclease activity. Bases 1 to 3165 code for a protein of 1054 amino acids. The transcript has 5 exons.